This is a messenger RNA of Cydia pomonella (codling moth), 581 nucleotides long. RefSeq lists its product as uncharacterized. NCBI's taxonomy places the organism in Eukaryota, Metazoa, Arthropoda, Insecta, Lepidoptera, Tortricidae. The transcript is spliced from 2 exons. The coding region runs from base 175 to 498 and encodes 107 amino acids. The record is from RefSeq and is a predicted model, not a curated record.
AUGGCUUGUUGCAACAGAGGCUCGCUACGAAAAGGACGUCUUGGUCCGCGGCGCCGUGAUAUAAUAAGGCCUUAAGGGUUAAGUAAUCGGAUCGACUACUUUAUAUGUAAAUUCCGUAUAAAACCCACCUGGUUGGAACAGUCGGUUUGCGCUCCUCACGCGGUCCGGUUCGACAUGAAGAAAUUGUUUGUAACAAUAUAUUUCUGCGUGCUAUUUUACCGAUUGGUCACUGCUCCGGACCCUAUCGGUCCCAUCAGAGCCUUCAUCCAGACGAACCUGGUCGGUUUGCCGGUUAUCCACAACCGACAGACGUGGGACUUUGACCCCGACGUGGCGCUGAGGCGACGACGCCAGUUUUUGGAGCUGCAUGGCGACAAAGGCGAAAGCUUGAUAGAACGUUUGGGGCUAGGCAUAGACGGGUAUGAAGACGAGCGGCUGCUGAAGCAGAGGCUAAGAGAUGAGGGACAUUUAGGGGGCUUGAAUUACUUUUUACCUUGAUUUUUAAUAGGUAUUUAAGAAAGUUAGAAAAAUUACAUGUUAAUUAUUUUAUUAAUUUAAAUAAAAAUGUUUAUUAAUCUUAA